Ornithodoros turicata is the source of this 567-nucleotide messenger RNA. RefSeq names its product tigger transposable element-derived protein 6-like. Gene Ontology annotation, molecular function: DNA binding. The coding region runs from base 1 to 567 and encodes 188 amino acids. Lineage: Eukaryota; Metazoa; Arthropoda; Arachnida; Ixodida; Argasidae. The record is from RefSeq and is a predicted model, not a curated record. Gene Ontology annotation, cellular component: nucleus. The transcript has a single exon.
AUGGAAGAGGCCCUCUGCAAGCGGUUUGUGGAUGUACGAGGCAGGAACAUUCCGAUAAGCGGCGCGGCGCUCACCUCGAAGGCAAGACAGCUGGCUUUUUUAUUGGGGCACGAAGAUUUUAAUCCGGGAAACGGCUGGCUGCACCGCUUUAAAGCAAGGCAUAACAUCAAGUUCGAGAGGAUAGUCGGUGAAGCUGAAGCGGCGGCGGACGAUGCGAAGAUCGAAGAAUGGAUGGACAACAGUGCCGCAAAGAUUGGGUCGUACAGCAAGUGCAACAUGUAUAACGCAGACGAGACGGCGCUAUUCUUUCAACUGUUGCCCUCACAUACGGAUGCAAUGAAGGGCCAGACAUGUGCCGGCAGAAAGCACAGCAAAGUGCGUGUGACGGUUUUGUUGUGCUGCAACAUGGACGGAAGUGAUCGUCGAAAACUUGUCGUCAUUGGCAAGUCCGCAAAACCCCGGAGACUUUCGAAGCCUUUACAGCCUUCCAGUGCGGAAUCGCAGCAAUACGAAGACAUGGAUGACAAAGGCGUUGUUCGAAGAGUGGCUGCUCGAGCUCGACCAUGA